Cataglyphis hispanica is the source of this 9460-nucleotide messenger RNA. RefSeq names its product leucine-rich repeat-containing protein 24-like. The transcript has 4 exons. Lineage: Eukaryota; Metazoa; Arthropoda; Insecta; Hymenoptera; Formicidae. The record is from RefSeq and is a predicted model, not a curated record. Gene Ontology annotation, molecular function: protein binding. The coding region runs from base 1397 to 3637 and encodes 746 amino acids.
UCGAAAUAUUGUGUACAAUUUUAGUAAACAAACCGCGACUAAAAGAAUAGGACGCGUAGUGUUAUGUUAGUAUCUAUGGCAGUCUAUGGUAAUGACCUAGAAGAAACGGAACUAGUCGAAGACUCAUUCGGAGUCUGUCGUGUCAUAUCGGUGGAUGUGCCCGUACAUAGUGUCUCGUGAUUCGCGAUUUUCCGCGUGUGCGAAAAAAGGUAAUCGUCCAACUGCAACUCGAGACUAUAACCGAUCCGUUACUUGUCAUAGAACCGUAUCGGAAAAAUAUGAGACGUUACGUGAUAAAUAUAUCGCGGCAUUUUGACAUUGACGCAGCGUUGGUGGCGCGAGAUCGAAGGAGAGUGAAAUUAGUCGAGGAAUGCGUUGAACGUGAAGUGUGUCUCGCGUCGGUCGACGCUACAAUAACGCCUUACAAUUCGCAGUUUUGCGCUUGAAUAAAGCAGAAAGGUGACUGAUGUUGACGCGAAAAUGUUCUCGCAUAACCUUUCGGAAUUUCGGACGCUAUCGGAAUAAGAUAUGUAUAAGCGUAUCGUGACAUCUCGAAGUCUCAGAUUAAUUCCGCUGAUGCGUCGCAUCGAAGGAAAGUGAAAUUAACCGCGAAGACGUCGCUUACAUCAAGUUAACCUAGGCGUACAUAUUAUCUAAAUAUACAUAUUAUCUAAAGUAUCUUUGAAGAUAAUAUGUAGCCAAUAAAAUGCUGUUGCUGGAAAGCGCCCUUACAUUUUAUUUUAUAAUUCGCGCAUUUUUGCGAUGAAAAGAUUCUGACUCAGGACUGUUUCAAAGUUAUCUUUUGCUUGCACUAUCGGAAAAUCGGAAUGAAAAACGUACGUGAAUAUAUCGCGACGCGUUUGAAACGUAUUAUUUCAUGCCGCUUGGCGUAUAUGCUCGAAAUGUCGAUUCUCGUGAGUGUUCAUACGAAUGCGACGUCGAAAAUCGGGAGUGCAGUGCGACCGAAUCUACGGAGACUCUACGUUGCAUGGAUCGACGUGGAUGAUGUUUGAUGUUGCCCUAGACAGAUGGACAAGAGAGGUUAGUCAUUCCGUCAUUCGAUGGCGAUCAAACCUGGGUACAGGAUCGAAACGUAAACUCGCAGCACAGAUCGGAUUGGUGGGACAGUGAGGAGAUAAGGACCCGGCCCAUUCUCCCUUGAGAUUCGCCUUCCGAUAUUAUCCGCAAGCUGAUGCAUCUUGGCGACGGUCGAUUCAACUCUGCAUCGGUUCGAUCGAAGUACCGCAGUCUCCCUUCAGCUACGGUGAAGGGUCAGCGUGCGCGGCUAUAGUGGGUCAGCGAAAAAUGCGAUAGAAACGGAGGAAUACGAUCGUGCCGUGAGAGGAAGAAGAAGAACAAGAAAGAACACGAGAGAAGGCUCGGAUGAAAGAGCACCAUGUGCUCAAUCGUACCAACCUGGUGGCGAUGGGCUGCUCUUCUCGGCACGAUGCUGCUGCUGUUGCUAUCUUGGGGGGCGGGCGCGGCGGAGGGCUGCCCGAGUAUGUGCGCAUGCAAGUGGAAAGGCGGGAAAGAAUGGGUAGAGUGCGCGAAUCGUAAUCUCAGGGGAUUGCCGCAGGGUGCCCGCGAGGAAACACAAGUGCUCGACCUUUCUGACAAUCACUUGGUCGAGCUACCGGCGGAAUGUUUCCUCGCACUCGGCUUAGUCAACCUUCAACGGCUCUAUUUGGGCAGGUCUCAGAUCGUCAAGAUUGCCUCCCAAGCAUUUGUUGGACUGGUCGGUUUGGUGGAAUUGGAUUUGUCCGAGAACAAAAUCGAGGAAGUGCCCACGGAUACUUUUGCGUCUUAUUCAAGUCUAAUGAGACUUAUAUUAAGUGGAAAUCCAAUUAAAGAGAUUCGCCAGGAUGCGUUUUGUCAUCUGAUGCACCUGACUAAUCUGGAAAUUAGCAAAUGUCAAAUAAAGGUCAUCGAGCAAGGCGCUUUCGAGGGUCUUCAGUCGCUAGAGUGGCUUCGGCUGGACGACAAUCAACUUGUCUACGUGCCUGAUCACACUCUGCCGUUGGGAGGAAAUCUUAGGGGAUUGACUCUUCAUGGCAAUCCAUGGCAAUGCAACUGCAGGCUGAGAAUAAUGCAGGACUGGCUCAAGAAAUCAGCUCCGGCAGCCCCGCAGGAGUCUGAACCAGUUUGCCAUUCUCCAGAGAGAUUGCGCGGUAGACAAAUCAAAAGUCUCAAGAUUAGUGAAUUGGCUUGCCUGCCCCGUAUCGAUCUUCAAAAUCGUUUAGAGAUUUAUGAAGGCGGUAAUGUGACUUUGACAUGUAAUAUUCAUGCGAUACCUACCGCCAAAGUCAUCUGGUCAUUCAACGGAGAACCGUGCGAGUUGCAGAAUGAGAAUGAUUCUAUAGUCAAUGGCAUUUCCGCGUUUUCAAGAUGUAUUUACCGACAACGAGGCGGGACCAAUAUGAGCAGCACACUGUUUCUUUACUCAGUCGAGUCGCUCGAUGAAGGUACUUACAGUUGCAUGGCGGAAAACAGUGCAGGUUCUGCAAUGGCAAAUCUCUCUCUCCUCGUGCUCUUUCGCGAAAAAUCCACCGUGGAGCCACCUUUUGACAAUCCCGGUUCCGGCUACGUAGCCGCAAUAGCUGCGGGCGCACUGGUAGGCACUCUCUUGGCGUUGGGUUGUCUGAUAGGUAGCGUGAUAUAUUGUGCGAAAAAACGACGUUGCGACCGGAAGCGCAACUCAAAAGCCUUGGUGACGCAGAGCAAAUCGGUACUGCCAAUUACAAAAGAUACCACUAGCGGAUCCUGCCGAAAGGGGAACGGCAGCUUGAUCGGCUUAGAGCAUCAGCAGAUGGUUUCGUAUACCGAGCGAGAAAUCGGCCGAGCGGCUACUUUAGAGCACCGGGAACACUCCAGAAACGCAUAUCCGGUAGCAAGUCCGGUCGCCAAGUACCUAACCGAGCCAGAUUUGAUUAAUGAAGUGCCCGAAAGUACCGAGGUGGGAUAUGGUCAGCUGUACGGACGGCAUCAUCAGCGAGUUGGUGCCGCCGAUCGGCAGAUCUUCGAAUAUGACUCGGGUUAUCCGCUGCAGCCCGAUCUACGACCGCCGCCGGUUUUACCGCAGUUGAGUUAUCUAGAUCAGGAUGGUUAUCCGCUGAAUUUUGGUUUACCCAAGAUCUCUUUCAGCACUGCUAGCACUUUGCCUAGGCUUCGGCAACGGAUGACGGAACCUGGCUCGGCAGCUGCGCCGGCGGCCAGAUAUUCGCGUGAGGCAGAAUUCCUCGCGAGAUCACCGGGAUACGAUCCCGUUUUACCGCGAACCGAUGCCAGGUACACCGCUGAGGGCUAUCCCUAUCCGGUGCACCAACAACAGCAGCAACCGCUGCAAUCAACGAUGCAAUCACCGUCUCUGCCGAUUCAGCCGGUUGAGCAACCGAUUCAGCAACAACUGCCCAUACAAUCGCCGGUCUCGCCGGUCGCCGUCUUCCCGGAAGUACCUUUCAUACCGUCACCCCCAGCGGCUUACAGGGGCGAGACUACUCCCCUAUCCCCAAGAUCCCUUCUUGGAAAGACCGCUCGCGAAGCCGCGGCUGCCGCUGCCGCGAGGGCAGAGGAGCUGCAACCACCGAAUCACCCAGAGAGUCCUGACGAAGGUUAUGUGGGAGACGCUAUGGACGUCUGAAAAAUUGCCAAUGGCGAUAAGGGAAAUAAUCGUUAGGUUUGAAAAGCGUGGAAGAUACGUUUCUGAUAUAUCGUUGAAUAAGAUUGACGUUCACUUUUUGUGAGUCUACCCAACAACCUUCUAUGGACUUAAACUGAAAGAAGAAAAGAUUGGAUAGAUCGAUUUCUCUGCAAAAGAAUCCAUUACCGUUUAACUUCUUCGAAAAUGGCGAGAUAGAAAAGGUGGUACUACGCACAAUUAUGUACAUAUUUUCUUGGUAUUUAAAGAAAUAAUUAUCAUUUACUGCCUGAUCUUUGUUAAAAAAAUUUUAUCUUGGAAUCAAUUAACUUUAAUAAUUAAUGAUUACAUUAUAAAUAUUUGUUUUUCUUUAAUUCUAUGUUGAUUGUUUUAUUUAUAAGGAAAUUAAUUUGAGAAAAAAAAUUAUUUAUUAUUUUCAAUAAUUUUGGAAUUAAUGAAAUGUAUUAAUAAUUUCACAAGUUUCCAUAUGUCUUAUCAACGAAACAAUCAUUACGGAUUAAAAAAGAAGAUAUUUCUUCUCAAUCUUUUUGCUCAAUAUAUUGACCCAGCAGAAACAAUAACGAAAUACUUUUCAUAUAAAUUUUUACAAAAUCCUCCUUCCACGCGAGUCAAACGUCAAGCAUGAAGAUCUUAACAAAGCUACGAACAAUAUGAAUUACCGGCAUCAAGGAGGAGAUCUGUCCUCGUCACGUUACCAGAUUAAUUCGCGGAGGAUAACAGGGUCCAGGAUGUGAUUGGCGGAACACGGCCGCCAGAGACGGCGCGAACAAAGCAUUCGUCCUGACGGUAGAGACGUAAUAGAUUAAUCAGAAGGCAUGUCACGAAUGUCGUCGGGCUGCACAAUCCUUGUCAGUCAGGAAGGUGUUUGCGCUUGGAUAAGGCGAUCCUCGAAUUCGAGGGAAAUCGACUCCGAAGAAUUUACGCGGCUCGCGUUUAAAUGCAGAGAGUGCUUUUUCGGACAUGAAAAUGGCGGCCGGAUUUAUUUAAACGGCAUGUCGCGUUUGUGAAAUACGACGUCGUUCUUUGGACGCGCUCCAAGGAGAAACGUUCGGUCGCGUUGAAAAGGAACCAAGAUGGCGUGACUGAUCCUUAAAGUGAUAGAUAAAUGUUUGGUGAACUCGAUCGAGUGAAACCGCGUCUCACUGGACCUCGAAGACGCGCUUUUAGCGUUGCACGAGCAGAAACGUGACUGGUGCUCAAAGCGGCCACUCCCGCAGGAUCCGCUGAGAAAAUGUGAAAUUAAUUAAAUUUAAUUGUUCAUGUCGAUCCUGUAAUCGUUAAAGUCUGCGAUGAAUCGGUAAUUGCAAGUUGAGCGAAUCGGAAAGAUAUAAUGGUAAGAAGAGAGAAUUGUUCUGUUUUAAUAAUAAAUAUUAUACAUAUUUGAAAAAAUAUUUAUAUAAUUCUUUUAUUUUUGUUUCGCAAUACGAUGCUUAUAAUUGUUUUGGAAAAAAUCUUAAACAGCUUAUUAUUAUAUCGAAAAGAUAUAAACUUAUAUAACUCUCCUUUUUUAUAAGCGAAGCGUGAUCUGUACAUUUCAAUCAUUAGAUCACUUUGAUAUCGUUUACGGUUGUCAAUAGAGUUGCUUGUAUGGGAUGCUUGUGAUUCAGAAAACCUGCUCAAGAUAAUUCUCGCAUCCGCUGACAGCACUUUGUUUUAAACUUACGAAACUUACGAAACUUCGUUUAUUUCGAUUGCGUGAGCACUCUCGAUCUUGAAUAGCCAGGCGGAGACGCAAUUGUAGCGAUUCUGCUGUAGUGAUAAUAAUGUUAACUUGGUGUUUAAGACUGGUGAACUGUGCGAGAUUAGGAGGCCGCAGUGGCGCUCGACCUGAUGUACAGAUACCGUUGAAUAUAUAGGGUGUUUUCUGAAAAAACGAUAUAUCUCAGGAUCGAGUAAGCAAAAAAUUUAUGCACUUUGGAAAAUAAUUUAUUGAUUUUGCGAUCUAUUUUUUCUUUCGAAAGAAGAUCAGAAUAAAAAUUUCAACGUAAUGUAGUUUAAUUUCAUAUUGUGAAUUUUCUCAAAAAUUUAGAUAUUUAAAUAAAUUGUCUUUAUUUUACAUUGUUUCUUUUUUUGUCAAAAUUAAGUUUACAUUCUAUUGAGGAAAAUCUUGCAGAUUAAUCCCGCAGCUCCUGGGAACAGUAUACGUCUUUUCUGGGACGCCCUGUACACCUAUAUACAUAUGCGUAUAUAUAAAUAUAUACACACACAACACACAGAUAGAUAUAUACAUAUUAUAUGGCGCGACUAAAACACUAAGAAAUAAGAACUGGUGAAAGUAGUUAUUUUUUAAAGGUGUCUUCGAAACUUUGCGAUUCGAGCUGGCUUUGCUCUCUCAAAUCAGCGAUUUACAAUAAAUAGAAAUUGUGAUUGAUAUUGAUAUUUCUGCACGAGGAAGAAAAAAUCGAGUGGAUAACAUUUGUAAAAUUCCUAAAUUACGAUGGUGAUUUGUAAAAUGCUGAUUGGUUGAUGACAAAUGAUCAUAAGCAGUUGAAUAUGCGUCCGAGAUAGAGCAUCGAGACUCUGUGGAGGAUCCUUUCAGAAGUACCCGAGGACGAGGAAACUGGUUUCCUUUCCGUCGCCGUAAUCACGACGCGAUUCACGGAUGAACAGUGUUUGCCUUCCAGUCUGGCGAUUCGCAAGAGAUAUAGAAUCCUGCCUGCGUCCUUUAAGCUUCGCCAUUGAGAUAACUCGAAAUUUGCGUCUUCGCUUUCGAAAGUUUCGUAUAUAACAAUAUUUCAUUUCGGGCAAGAUACUAAUUUAUUUACCCUUCGUGAAAUUUGGAGUGAAGAAAAUAUUUAAAACACAAGAUAAAGAAAGGCCUCUAAUGUGCUAAGAAAUCAAAAUUGUCUCUUUGUAAUUAGUCACAAUUAGUCGUUUUAAAUUAAAUUAAAAAUUAAGUGUUUUUUUAAGAAAUGAAAUUGAAUAAAAAGAGAGCUAACAUGAAAUUAAAAUCAUUAUUUUUUUAAUUAAACAAAUAUUUAUAUUGAAAGAGACCUAUUAUAUAUUUUUUUAAAGAAUUUUUUUUUUAUAGAAAGGCCAUUAAGGUAUAUUUAAAUUUUAUUGUAGAAUGUUUUCGGGGGCGUUGACUUUCGAAACUCUGUAUAUCGAAUUUUAGAGGCGAACACAAUUUUACGCAGUGAUAAAAUUCUGCAAAGGUUGUAUCGCAUUUGUCGUUUAAUUAGAACUUUUUAAACGAGCUCGCUAACGAGUAUAACUUUAACGCGCGAGGUCAAUUUUACGAAUUUCAAUUAAUCUGCUGUGAAUGGGUAUUUUUUUAGGCCAUUAGGCCGCGUUUUUGACAAAAAUGCAGUAAUAAUGUAGCGAUUGCAUUAAAAUAUUCAUUUAAUCAAAUUGGAGUUUGAUAAAAAUUGUUAAAGUUCCCAUCGAGAACAUUUUGAAAAAUGUUAUACACAUACCUUUACAUUACGUUAUAUUUAUUCUGUUACGUUAUAUUUUUUAUCUAUAUUAUAUUUUUUACGUUAUAUUUUUUCUCAGCAUCUCACAAAUACAGACUUAAUAUAUUUUUUUUUUCUCUAAACUUUUGUCAAAUUAAUGUAAAAAUGUUAAAUAUCGCGUUUCAAGUGCUAAGUAUUUCAGAAAUUAAAUAAUUAAAAGCGUACACCGUUACAUUUAAUCGCCAUUUCCUUAAAGAAUCUUCUCAAUGAACUUCUUCCAAAGACUUUGUGCGCCUGUGGUGAAUAAAUAAUAUCAGUUAAAUUAAAUUAAAUUUCACGAGAAAAUGUAAAUGCAUUUUUUAGAGACGCUCUUUAUUAUCUAAAGAUGAUUAUUUUGUUUAAUAGUUUAAAAAGAUUAGUAAACGAAACGAAUUUUAUUUUCAACAUUCUUUAAAGAGAGCCAUUUUUUUUUUUUUUGCUAUCAUUUUUUUACAGGCGAAAAUUUUUCAUAGAUCUCUCUAGCUGUGCUUCAUGCAUAUUUAUUGGCGUCAAUUAAAAUCCGGUGAUAGAAAAAUAAAAGUGCAACACAACUGGAAACAAUUUCUCUCUCAAGGGGAAAAAAAAUCGAAACUAGGAAGUUUUUGACUCUUUUUCUGUUUUCACUUCGACGUUGCUCUUUCAAAUCGUUUUUUUUUUCUUUCUUUUUUCGUAGAUAAAAAUUUAUCAUUGCAAUCUGUCGCUUCCUUCGUACGUAUUUAUUUUCGUCGAAUUGAGGAAGCAGCAGUUAAACGCGGAUACAAGAAAAACAGUAGCAAAAGUUUAACGAGUCUUGCUCGCAGGCGGUAUUGCAUUCGCUCGUUUGCGGCUCGUCCGAAUGAAAUGGAUCUUCCUCUUUCCAUCGAUCCUUUUUUUUACUUCUCACUUGUCCCUUUUCGCGUCUCGCACGCGCACGCUAAUUAUAACCACCGCGACCUGGGGGCUUGUUUAGUAACGAUCUUGCUUUUUGUGAAAAUGUAUCGGAAUGUUUUCUCCCACGCGAGAAUUCGCGAAGACACAUUUUACGAGAGAGAAAUGUUUCGCAAAAAAAAGGAAAAAAAAAAAGAAUUCUACGCAAGGAGUCAUCUCUCAUUUCGUAGAGAAAUUGUACUUUUUUUUUCUCUUCGACUUUUUAAAUUAUUUUCAAUGUAUAUGCAGGUGGGGAAUGAAUAUUCACUUGGAACAAAAUUCUGCUCCAUUAAAUCGGUCGAAUUAAAUCUCGCAAGGAAAUCAUACGCGCGGAAUUCCAUCGUAUAAAGGUUUAACGUGCCGAGAUCGGUCGUGAAUAUUAAUCGGCUUUCUCCUCCACUCGCCGACUCGCGCGGUGAAACAUUCGCGCCGCGGAAAAUCUCUCGAGGACGUGAGGGUGGUGAGGGGUGGGGGUGGGGGGGGAAGCGGUGGAAGAGUGGAGGCUCGUCCUAUUAACUUCCUUCGCAUUCGCAAUGCGCUACGAUGCUUUCCGGUAAAUGUAAUCACACGUCGAUGCAUUAAUCAACCGUCCGAUGAAACUCCCCGUAAUUCCAUCCCUCGGAUGCCACGUCAAAAGUUAAAGGUAGCAGCAACGGCAGACUUUCCCCGUCUGUUAAAUGGUAAACAUCCCUCCGGGGAUCUCUCCUAUCUGAGAAUACUGGUGUAUACAUUUAAUUCUUUUCGGCUAUUUAAAUAUUUUACAUUUUAGAUUCCUGUGAAUUUACGAUGAUUUGGAAAAUGUUUAUCCAAAAAAGAAUUAAUCCAACCCCGUUAUUUAUAACAAUGCAGAGCACAAAUAGCCAGCCGAUUUUGCUCAUUCUUUCUUACUUAUAGAGUAUCUUAGAAGAAUAAUAUCUCUUUUCUCCUUCUCUUCCUUGUAAUAAGUUGUGGAGUUUAUGAAUUCACAUGCUGCGAGAUCGAUAAUCGACGAGAGCGUGUAUGUGACAGGAAGAUAAAGAGAGAGAGAGAGAGAGAGAGAGAGAGAGAGAGAGAGGCUCGACAUUAAGUAUACACGAGAAAAUGAGGGCCGAAGCCACACUCGAAUCGAUCUCCUUCGAAACCACCCAAUACUUCCCUUCCAUUUUACCUCCCUUCUCCUGUGUAAACCACCCUCUUUUUCUCGACCGUAAAACUCUCCCGCGGAGAGUUACGGCUCUCCGACGCAGACACAAUCUUGCAUAUAUGGACAUACGCAUACAUACUCGUUCAUGUACUUACACACCAAUACACACGCAUACAGUUUCAGGUACACACGAUGUUCCGAACGAUUGAGCAAUACGAUUUGUAUUACCGUGUAUAACGUAAUGUAUUCGAUUCUGCACAUGUCGUACGUACUUUGGAUGUAGCGAAGGAUUUUUCACGACUGAUAUGAGAUUAAAGGAAUAAAGAUAGCUUUUGUAUUAAA